Molecule: messenger RNA, 393 nt
Organism: Cetraspora pellucida
Lineage: Eukaryota; Fungi; Glomeromycota; Glomeromycetes; Diversisporales; Gigasporaceae
Source: the annotation of a GenBank genome assembly
AUGAUUAAUUAUAAAGAAAACGAAAUUACAAAAAGCUUUUUGGAUGCUGAUAAAAUCAUCAAGAAUUUACCAAUUGGAGAAAAAAAAUCGCUAGGAAAAAAUUUUUUCCAUAUUAUUGAACAAAUACACUCAAAUAAUGAAUACACAAGCAAAUCUAUUAACACGCAAGAGAUCACUGAGAAGUUAUCGAAAAUUGCCGUUAAAUAUAUGAGUGCUGCAGAGCGAAAACCUUUAACCGGUCAUAAUGAUUUACUAUGGUCAGCUGCAGCCAAUUUAUAUGGUAUAAUGCCAAACGAGAGUGAUUUAAACGAGAAGAAGACGGCUAAGAUUUUUACAACUUCUUUAAGUGUAGAAGAAAUAUUUACCGGACGAGAAAUUAUUGUACCAAAAUAA